AUGUUCCGUUCCGAUAUUCCCACAACAACAAACAACAGCAGCAAAGCCACGAGCAGAGCCAAGGGCAGAGCCAAGAGUAUUAAUAAGAUCAAAGCCAAGAUCAGACCCAAGGGAAGACCCAAGGGAAGACCCAAGGGAGGACCCACGGAAAGAGCCAAGGGCAGAGCCAUUGGAUCCCCACAACGUCAUUGCAACUCUUCCUUUGAAGUUGCAGAGAUCCUUCAAGAAGUUUUUCAUGUCAAGAUUGAAAUGAUGGGAGCACAGUGGAAUGCUUUGAAUUUCACCCAACAAGGAACACUUUACAAUUCCUACUCUCAUAUUGUGACAGUGCAUGGAGCCCAUCUUUGCAAUCUCAUGUUCUCCAGACCUGGCACCCAGGUGGUAGAAAUUGUUCCCAUUGCAACCAGGGAGCUCCGCCCAGAUGAGUCUCUGAAUAGGCGUCCCGAUGCCAAAGAUCAACGGGACUGGUACGGCCCAUUGGGGGGUUUUCUCUUCCUUCUCUAG
Molecule: messenger RNA, 504 nt
Organism: Seminavis robusta
Lineage: Eukaryota; Bacillariophyta; Bacillariophyceae; Naviculales; Naviculaceae
Source: the annotation of a GenBank genome assembly